Messenger RNA from Myotis brandtii (Brandt's bat), 2011 nucleotides. RefSeq names its product ADP-ribosylhydrolase like 1 (gene ADPRHL1). Gene Ontology annotation, molecular function: magnesium ion binding; ADP-ribosylarginine-[protein] hydrolase activity. Bases 97 to 1161 code for a protein of 354 amino acids. Gene Ontology annotation, biological process: protein de-ADP-ribosylation. Lineage: Eukaryota; Metazoa; Chordata; Mammalia; Chiroptera; Vespertilionidae. The record is from RefSeq and is a predicted model, not a curated record. The transcript is spliced from 7 exons.
CGGAGGUCAGCGGGGUGGACUGAGGGCUGCCGCUGCCGCAAAGCAACAGAGGCUGGACGUGCUCAGCAGCUGGGCGGACAGAGGAGCCGCUCCGCAAUGGAGAAAUUUCAGGCUGCGAUGCUGCUGGGCAGUGUCGGGGACGCUCUCGGUUACAGAAACACCCGAAAGGAGAACAGUGCUUCAGGCACGAAGAUCCAGGAGGACCUGCAGAAAGUCGGGGGGCUGGACCACCUGGUGCUCUCACCGGAGAAGUGGCCUGUGAGUGACAACACCAUCAUGCACCUGGCGACGGCCAGGGCCCUCACCACAGACUACUGGUGCCUGGACGACCUGUACCGGGAGAUGGUGAAGCACUACGUGGAAGUGCUGGAGAAGCUUCCAGAACAUCGAGCAGACCCUGCUACCAUUGACGGCUGCUCGCAGCUGAAGCCGGAUAACUAUCUCCUUGCCUGGCACACACCUUUCAACGAGAAGGGUUCGGGGUUUGGAGCUGCCACCAAAGCGAUGUGCAUCGGCAUGCGGUACUGGAAGCCCGAGCGGCUGGAGACCCUGAUCGAAGUCAGCAUCGAGUGCGGCAGGAUGACGCACAACCACCCCACAGGCUUCCUUGGGGCCCUAUGCACAGCCCUGUUUGCAUCUUAUGCCAUACAAGGCAAACCGCUGGAGCAGUGGGGGAGAGACAUGAUGAAGACGGUCCCGCUGGCUGAAGAAUAUUGUAAGAAGACCAUCCGGCACCUGGCAGAGUACCAGGAGCACUGGUUUUACUUUGAAGCUAAAUGGCAGUUUUACUUGGAAGAGAGGAAGCUCAGUGAAGACACCGAAAGUAAAGCCACCUUCCCUGACCAUUACGAUGCAGAGGAGAGGGACAAGACCUACAAGAAAUGGAGCUCAGAAGGCCGAGGGGGGCGACGGGGCCACGAUGCCCCCAUGAUUGCCUACGACGCUCUCUUAGCAGCCGGGAACAACUGGACAGAGCUCUGCCACCGGGCCAUGUUUCACGGAGGUGAGAGUGGAGCCACGGGGGCCAUCGCGGGCUGCCUGUUCGGACUGCUCCACGGCCUGGGAGCUGUUCCCGAAGGCCUGCACCAGGAGCUGGAGCACAGGGCGGAGCUGCUGCACCUGGGCGAGGCUCUCCACCGCCUGUCCACGGAGGAGAAGUAAAGCCACCUCCCCUGCCAGGGAGCCCUCCCAGCCCCGGGGCCCCAGGGGAGUCCAUGUGCAGCUCCCCCAACUCUCGGUGCACUGAGAGCUCAUGCCACAUUGACCAUGCUUAUAAAAUACAUUAUUUGUCCUACAAGAGUAUUUUCCCUAUCCUGGCCCAAAUCCAGUGCAUGAUGGAGGUCACCCUGGAUUUGCUACCCUCAAGUCUCCACAUACAGUGGUCGCAAGUAGUCUCUUGGACAACUGGUGUAUUUUAUUCUGUUGCAUAGCUAAUGCUUUUCGCUCACUCACUUCAACUAACCACAAGGGCUCUGCUCAGAAGGGCCUCCUCCAUGUGCAGAACCUUCCGCCACUGUCUGUUUCUAGCUCUUAGACAUGCACUUCAGCCACUGCCCACCUGCUCCCCCGCCCCAGCCGGGCCGUCCCUCCCAGGCGCCUGCUGCCCUUGCGUUCUCACGGCUGUGUUUCCCCAUCAGAGCAGUCAGUAUGCGCGCCUUCAGGAUGCAGCCAAAAGCACUGCGUUUAACCCGCCAGCCUACGUUUUUAAUCACACUAGAUCUUUAAAGCCAACCUUUUGGAACAACUAAGUGAGGAAACCAGGCAACACAGUUCUCACGCCGGCACCCGCAUCUUUCUUCUCGGGGUCUGCAGCUGUCACGCGUGCGUGGGUGCGGCCCAGGCUGCGGAGAGGGCCUGUGGCCGGCUCCACCCGGAUUUGCUGAAGGAAACAGAGCUGCUCCCUGUGGCCCAUGUUUCUCUCUGAGAAUCUUGAAAAGGAGAUAACGUGCUCUUGUUAAAAAUAACCUUGGACACUAUCUUUUUGAAGUAGCAUCUGGUGUGAAUAAAACAG